This is a messenger RNA of Dufourea novaeangliae, 744 nucleotides long. RefSeq lists its product as uncharacterized. Gene Ontology annotation, molecular function: transmembrane monodehydroascorbate reductase activity. The record is from RefSeq and is a predicted model, not a curated record. The coding region runs from base 1 to 744 and encodes 247 amino acids. The transcript has 2 exons. Lineage: Eukaryota; Metazoa; Arthropoda; Insecta; Hymenoptera; Halictidae.
AUGGAGAGAGGCUCGCACAUUGCAUUGGCGGACGUGAAACUCGAUAUCGCGGGUUCGAGUUCCGGGAACAUCUCCACGGAUAAGCAGAGUCCGAGCAAAACACUGAGCACGUACAGUGCAUGCGUAACUGGGAUCGAUCUAGUGAACCAUGUGCUCAUUAUAUUUAUGACGGGGUUGACCCUCUGGUAUGCAUUCCAGUCAUCGCGGGUGAUGGAACUCCAUGUGAGCCUUUGUACUGUCGGGUACAUCCUACUGAUGUCAGAGGCCAUUGUCGUGCUGGCGGGUGAAAGCGUACUGACGAACUUUCUUUCCCGUCGUGCCAAGGACCACGUCCACUGGAUCCUUCAGGUUCUUGGUGUGAUCUGCAACAUAGCUGGCGUCUACUUUAUGUACGAGGUGAAGAAGGUCCAUUUCCGGUCGAUACACGCGAUCCUUGGUCUUGCGUCCCUGAUACUGAUGAUCCCGUUGACGGUGCUCGGUUAUCCGGUGCUUGUCGCGGUCAAACUACGAAAACUGAUCCGACCAGUGAUCGUCAAGUUCGGCCACAACUUGGUGGGCACGCUGUGCUUCGUGCUGGGAAUGGCCUCGCAAUGCUACGGCUACAAAAUGCGCUGGAUCGCGAACGCGUCGGACAUACCGAACGUACAACUGCUCACGAUAAUCGCGACCGCGUUGAUCACUGUGCUGUCGGUCAGGGGCUCUCUGCCGACACUCUGUGUACAAUUGAGGGCGAUAUUCAGGUAG